GAGGGGCCAAUAACUGCUGUUCCGACGCCAUUCAUUCGUGACACUCUUGGCUAAAAAACAACAGGGCUCGGUCGGAUUCAGAAAGUAAUUCGUGUUUGUUUUGAUCCAUUUAAGAAGAUUUGUGCGUGUUGGCGCUGUUUCUCAGAGUUCUGGAUGAACUAACCCGGAGGUAGAGACUAAUUCAGCGGCCCGGAUUAGCUUGUAUGCUAACCACCGGACGUUACUGGACAAUCCUGCGGCUGUCAAGCAGCCAAACCGGGACGUUUCUGGGUCUGUUUCGGCGGUAACCAUGGGUGAGGUGGAGCUCUCCUGCCUGGCUUAUGUGAAGAUGUACCUGCACUCCUGCCUCUUCCCCCGCUGCAGCGUCAACGGGCUGCUGCUCUCUUCCAGCUCGGCAGGGGGCGCUGUUUGCGUGACCGACUGCGUGCCGCUGCUCCACUCUCACCUGCCUCUGGCUCCCAUCACGCAGCUGGCCCUCACACAGGUGGAUGUUUGGUGCUCUCAGACUCAGCAGAGGAUAGUUGGAUAUUACCAAGCCAACGCCUGCGCGUCCGACUGCAGCCCGACGCCCUGCGCUCUGAAGAUAGCCGACAAGAUCGCCGAGCAGUUUGAAAACGCCGUCCUGCUGAUGCUCGACGGCAGUAAGAUGGCGCCAGACGACCGGGUUCCUCCGAUCGUCAUGUACGAGCGCAAAGACUCCAAGUGGGUUCUGAAAGACAAACACACGAUCAUGCUGCGGCAGUGGGAGGAGACGCGGGACAUAGCCAGCCAGCUGCUGGAGUCGGGCGACCACGGCCUCUUGGUGGACUUCGACGGCCACCUGGAUGACAUCACGAAGGACUGGACCAAUCAGACGCUCAACGCCAAGAUAGCGGAGCUGUCCUCGCCGGCCAACGGCAGCAUCUGAGCCCGAGAGCGCCGACCCGAAAACCCGAACUCACUCACCGUCCGACACAAACACUCAGCCGACAGAGUCCAGGGAAAAGAUUUAUUGUUUCCCAACAGAACAGACAUGCAUAAAAUGACAUAUUUACACCUUGGUAGAUCUCUCCCCCACAGAAACGGACAACUUUUAACUACAAAUCCACCGUAAGAUCAUUUCUAACCACCGUCACCCGCCUCAUUUCUUCCUGUGCAGCAAAAUGUUCACCGUCAUCAGAAUGAUGGUGAUGCUGGUAGCUUUUCCUAAAAUAUACCUUUUUAAGUCACCUGGUUUGGUCAUAAUUGUUUCAUUAAAGUAUUUAACAUACAAAGUAA
Messenger RNA from Fundulus heteroclitus (mummichog), 1257 nucleotides. It is a transcript of the gene emc9, whose product is annotated as ER membrane protein complex subunit 9. NCBI's taxonomy places the organism in Eukaryota, Metazoa, Chordata, Actinopteri, Cyprinodontiformes, Fundulidae. Bases 290 to 907 code for a protein of 205 amino acids. The record is from RefSeq and is a predicted model, not a curated record. Gene Ontology annotation, cellular component: EMC complex. The transcript has 6 exons.